AUGUCGGAGGCGGCGGCGGCGGCUGGGCCGGGAGGGUCGAGCUCGGGACUCUGCUGGGCCUCGCUGCUGUCCUGCUUGAGCCUGGCCUGCUCCUACGUCGGGAGCCUCUAUGUCUGGAAGAGCCACCUGCCCAGGGACCACCCUGCCGUCAUCAGACGCCGUUUCACAAGCGUCCUCAUUGUGUCCUGCCUGUCACCAGUCUUCAUCUGGGUCUGGAAAGAGGUGACAGGUGUUAAGCCAGGUACAUCCCUUCUUGCUCUGAUGGGCUUCCGGCUUGAGGGCAUAUUACCAGCCAUGCUGCUGCCUUUGCUACUAACCAUGGUCUUAUUUCUUGGGCCCCUCAUCCAGCUGUCUAUGGAUUGCCCUUGGGACCUGGUGGAUGGUUUAAAGGUUGCAUUUGACCCCCACUUCUGGGUGCUCUGUCUGACCGACAUGCGCUGGCUCCGCAACCAGGUCAUCGCGCCACUCACGGAAGAGCUGGUAUUCCGCGCCUGCAUGCUGCCCAUGCUCGUCCCCUGCACAGGAUUGGGACCUGCCAUCUUCACCUGCCCACUCUUCUUUGGGGUUGCUCACUUUCACCAUGUGAUUGAGCAGCUGCGGUUUCGCCAGGGAAGUACAGCCAGCAUCUUCCUCUCAGCAGUGUUCCAGUUCUCCUACACAGCUGUUUUUGGAGCCUACACAGCCUUCAUCUUCAUCAGGACAGGGCACCUUGUUGGGCCUGUCCUCUGCCAUUCUUUCUGCAACUACGUUGGAUUCCCCGCUGUGGGCGCAGCACUGGAGCACCCACAGCGCCUCCUGGUGGUGUUCUUCUAUUUGUUGGGUGUGGUCCUCUUCCUCCUCCUCCUGCACCCCAUGACGGACCCGGCCUUCUUUGGACACCUGCCCAUCUGCUCCCUGUCCAGGUGGACCUCUGCUGCCAACAGUAUCAGCAGCUUAUCCCUCUGUUCUUGACACCAGCGGAGAACAUUUGUCAACCUAGUCCUUCC
Euleptes europaea (tarantolino) is the source of this 986-nucleotide messenger RNA. It is a transcript of the gene RCE1, whose product is annotated as Ras converting CAAX endopeptidase 1. The record is from RefSeq and is a predicted model, not a curated record. Lineage: Eukaryota; Metazoa; Chordata; Lepidosauria; Squamata; Sphaerodactylidae. Gene Ontology annotation, cellular component: endoplasmic reticulum membrane. Bases 1 to 951 code for a protein of 316 amino acids. Gene Ontology annotation, molecular function: metalloendopeptidase activity. The transcript has 8 exons. Gene Ontology annotation, biological process: CAAX-box protein processing.